Molecule: messenger RNA, 1605 nt
Organism: Cajanus cajan (pigeon pea)
Lineage: Eukaryota; Viridiplantae; Streptophyta; Magnoliopsida; Fabales; Fabaceae
Gene: POLD2
Product: DNA polymerase delta small subunit
Biological process (GO): DNA replication; DNA strand elongation involved in DNA replication
Cellular component (GO): delta DNA polymerase complex
Molecular function (GO): DNA binding
Source: RefSeq, a predicted model, not a curated record
UAUAUAAUUUCGUCCCUAAUGCGUAAAAACUUGAAAGAGACAAUUGCAACGAGGGAAGUGUUCCCGCCUCGCCAUGGGAAUGGAGCGAGUGCAGUGUUCAUAUCACUCUCAGGAUGAAGCCUUCAAAAUCGGGAAAGAGACGUAUCGGGGGCAGCAAUACAGCCAGAUUUACUUCGCUCGCCUUCAUUUGAUGAGAACUCUCUUGUAUUCAAUCGUUCCCCAUUGGAAACCUAAUUUUCCUGUGUGCACCGUGCUGGGAUUGGAAGAAGGCAAGGAGUGUGUCAUUGUUGGAACCCUCUAUAAACACAUGAAGCUCAAACCUUGCAUCCUUGAUGAGUAUUCUAAGGAGAGAUCAGUGGUUCCACUUGUCAAGCCGCACAACUUCAUGCACCCAGAUGAUCACCUAGUUUUGGAAGAUGAAAGUGGGCGGGUUAAGCUCAGUGGGAAUCCCAUUUCACCGUCUGAAUAUGUAACAGGAAAUGUGGUUGCUUUACUUGGAAAGGAAUCGGGGACUGGUGACUUUUUGGUUCUGGAGGUCCUAGAUGCUGGCUUACCACCACAGAUAGAAUUUCCCAUUAAAUCAAGGGAAGACAAAUAUGUUGUUCUAGUAUCAGGGUUAAGUGUUGGGAGCAGCAACUCUAAUCCUCUUCAGUUUCAGCUUCUCAUUGAUCAUAUUACAGGGCAUUUAGGAGAUGAGAAGGAGCAAAGUAUUGCAUCACAAAUUGCUCAUGUUGUCUUUGCUGGAAAUUCAGUUGAGAUACCUCGCAGACUUCUUAAUGGACAGAAUUUGGCUUCAAAGGAUCUUUCAAAGAUGGCUGAGUCAAUAAAGGAGCUAGAUAUUCUGUUGAGUCAGAUUGCUGCUAGUUUGCCUUUGGAUAUCAUGCCAGGACCCAGUGACCCUUCUAAUUUCUCAUUACCCCAGCAGCCAUUACAUACAUGCCUUUUCCCUGGGUCUUCGGCAUAUAAUACUUUCAGAUCUUGUACAAAUCCUCAUUGUUUUGAGCUUGAUAAUGUCAGGUUUCUUGGGACAUCGGGUCAAAAUAUAGAUGAUCUUGAGAAGUAUUCUGAUGCAAAAGAUAAACUUGAAUUCAUGGAAAGAACAUUAAGAUGGAGGCAUGUGGCACCCACUGCUCCUAAUACUCUUGGAUGUUAUCCUUAUACUGAUAGGGAUCCUUUCUUCAUUGAGAGCUGUCCUCAUGUUUACUUUGUGGGAAAUCAAGAUAAAUUUGAAACUCGUGUCCUAAAGGGAUCUGAAGGGCAGUUAGUGAGACUCAUUUGUGUUCCUAAAUUUUGUGAAUCUGGAGUUGCUGUUAUGCUAAAUCUGAGGGACCUUGAAUGUUACACACUCAGUUUUGGAACUCAGUUCAGCUCAUAACAAUGCAGAAUGAAGUUGUGCUAAUUAAAUCUGUUAGGGGAAGUUUGCUGAUUGUGCUGACGUCGAUGUAUCUUGGGGGACAUAAAGUGAAGAACGGAAAAUUGAAGCUUAAAGUUGAUGAAGGCUGAUUGCGUUUCUUUAGUGUAAUAUAUUUUUGUAGUAUCCUAAUAUAUUGACUGCAAUGUUUAUUUUUCUCAUUAGUUUUCAAUGCAACAUUAUUUACACUUUUA